This is a messenger RNA of Megalopta genalis, 7306 nucleotides long. RefSeq names its product RNA-binding protein fusilli. The record is from RefSeq and is a predicted model, not a curated record. Gene Ontology annotation, molecular function: RNA binding. Lineage: Eukaryota; Metazoa; Arthropoda; Insecta; Hymenoptera; Halictidae.
UGAGCGUACCGCAAGGCGAGUGGAAUGUCUGCGCACCUGGCCAGUGCGUCGCCGAUCCGCUCCGGCUCUCCGAGACCUGCCUUUCCCUUCGCCUCUUUCGACCUGGCUGUGUUACGUUUUCACCGAAACCGACAGGACGCGGGACCGAGAGCGACACACGGGUGAAGACAUACGUUCUUGUCUAUCGGUGUCUCGAAUCCGGCGGAAUCGUGCAGCAGAGAAGUUUCUCGAAUUUCAAACCGUGCCCGUGGUGCCCGUGGUGCCCGUGCUCGUGCCGUUAUCGUCGAGUUUCCGCGUUUUUUCUCGCCUCGCCGCUGUCUCCGUCUUCAUCGUGCCCGUUCCUAACCUAACACGGUCGGUCUUCGUCGCAACCACGGGACGGCUCGAGUUCACGGAGGUGCGAGAGAGAUAGAGCAGACGAGCCAGAAAGAGAGAGAGAGGGAGGGAGAGCGAGAGAGAAAGGUAGGAGAAGAGAGACACCUUCGGAGAGAGGGGUCUCUCUAGCCAACGAGGGGCCGGGUUCGAUGCGCAGUCGCCAGGUGAGGCAACGACGACGUGUGCGCGCAACGGUCGGCCGGUUGUUGGCCAGUGUUGCACGAAGCCGAAGCCACUCGCGACGGCUCGCCGUCGACAGACAGACAAUCCGAUCCGCGGAGAAACGAUUCGCCUCGCGGGUGCUGCUGGCAGUUCGCGAAUCAAUCGUGCGACAUCUUCGGAAACGUGGUGGCUCGCGGAAUCCGUGCUGCUUCUAGACGAACGCGCUCUUGUGUAUCGUUCGUCAGGAUAUCGCGAUCGGAAUUGGAGUCGAUGCGACAUCGGUAUCGGUAUCGGUUUGCCGGCCCAUAACCUCCAAGAGAAGGAACAGGCGACCAGAACACCAUUGGCAGGACAACGGACGGAGGUGUACCCGACAUGCCGCGCAUCGCCCGACAGGAUCGCGGGAGUCAGUGAAUUGUUAAAAAAAAGUGCGUAGUCCGGUGGUGGAGCACAGGUAUCCAGGACACGGUGGCGCGUUCGUCCUCGUUCCUAUCGCGUGAAAAGUGCUGGAAAAAAAAGGAAUAAAGUCUCCGUCGAACGUUCGGUUUCUGGUGUGUCACGUUGCUGCUGCUGCUGCUGUUGCUGCUCUGUAGUGGGAAUAUAUAUAAUUCAGUGUUGACACGGAGGAACGACGGGAACCGAAACUCGCCCGGACAAGAUGCAGACCACGGGCGCGAGGGGGCCGACCCACCUGGUCGCCCUUUACGUGGCCACCGCCGGUCUCCAGGGUAACGCUCUCGGCUCCGACGAGGAGGAAAUCACGCUGCUGAUCUACGUGCUCGUCGAUGUACUGCAGAACAAGGUGCUGGGAAGGCAACAGUCUAUCGUGCGGCCCAUGGUAAUGGACGAGAGCUGCACGCCUGGCACUGGCAGCGACAACCCGGCGGUCGCCGGAAGUAGCGGCGUCAUCAGCGAAGCGGCGCUGGCUCACGCGCCAGCGUUGACCGAGAAAGCAGUUCGGGAAUACGGAAUCCCCCUCGAACAGGUCAUCGAGCAGUUUGAAGCAUGGUGGUCGUCGAUGUCCUGCGUGACGUCCGGUUCCUCGCCGCGUUUCGUCGUGGACGGACAAGCGCCUCUGAGACAAUGCCUCCACCCAGAAGCCUGCAACAAAGACAUCGAGCUGCCGGAACACUACAACCAGUUCCACGAUCUCCGCAAAGAAUUCGUCGCCUGUUAUUCCACCCACGGGGAGCUCUCGACCUUUGGAAUACAGGAGAUGCUGGAAUAUUUUGGUUUGCCGUCGGACACGGAGAACGAUUAUCAUGUGAAGGAGAUGCAGGACAUGAUCAGCGUGAUACAGAGAAUGAUCAAAGAUGGUCACGUCUUCCAAACCCCCGAAGUAGUCAACAUUGUUUUAGAACCUGGUAUAUGCUCAAAAGAUGAAGAAGUGGAUAACGGUUGUGUAGUGAGAGCACGUGGUCUACCUUGGCAAUCGUCCGACCAGGACAUAGCAAAAUUUUUUCGUGGCCUAAAUGUUGCCAAGGGUGGCGUAGCGUUGUGUUUGAGUCCUAUGGGAAGACGGAACGGCGAGGCGUUGAUCCGAUUCGUUAACAAAGAGCACAGAGACAUGGCGUUGAAGAGACAUAAACACCAUAUGGGAGGACGUUACAUCGAGGUGUACAAGGCUUCCGGCGAGGACUUUGUCGGUGUCGCGGGCGGCACGAGCGGUGAAGCUCACGCAUUUUUGUCCAGGGGAGCUCAGGUGAUUGUCAGAAUGAGAGGGCUGCCGUACGAUUGCGUCGCCAAGCAAGUGCUCGACUUCUUCCUGUCCGGUCAAAAGCCCUGCCACGUGUUGGACGGCGAGGACGGAGUGCUGUUCGUGAAGAAACCCGACGGCAGAGCGACCGGCGACGCGUUCGUGCUGUUCGCGAAGGAAGAGGACGCCGUGAAGGCUCUGAGCAAGCACAGAGAUUGCAUCGGUACCCGGUAUAUCGAACUGUUUCGAAGCACAAUCGCGGAGGUGCAACAGGUGUUGAACAGGGCGAUCGACCCGAAGCAGGUGGUGCUUCCGACCCCGCCGAUUCCGCAGCUUCCACCGAUUCUUCCCCAGCAUAUCAUCACGUCCGGCACGCGCAAGGAUUGCGUGCGGUUGCGCGGCCUCCCUUACGAGGCUCUGGUCGAGCAUAUUCUAGAGUUCAUGGGCGAGCAUUCGAAGAAUAUCGUCUACCAAGGUGUUCAUAUGGUAUACAAUGCUCAAGGUCAGCCGUCCGGCGAGGCGUUCAUCCAGAUGGACAGCGAGAGCUCGGCGUUCGCAUGCGCGUCGCAGCGGCAUCACCGGUACAUGAUCUACGGGAAGAAGCAACGGUACAUCGAAGUGUUCCAGUGCAGCGGGGACGAUAUGAAUCUGGUAUUGACAGGUGCGGUAACGCCGCCGUCGACCAAGGCUCUGCUAUCACCCGGUACGUUGACCACACAAACUUCCGCGACAUUGACGCAUCCGCAUCCGCACCCGCAUCCACCGCCGCCGACGCCGGUGCCGGUGCCGGUGCCGACGGCGCAGCCUCCCUUGUGGGACAUUCACGCGUUAGUACAGGCUCAGGCGCAAGCACAGGCGCAAGCUCAAGCCCAGGCUCAGGCGCAGGCGAUCCGAAAUCAGGACUUUUGGCUGAUGGCCUUGGCCUCGAACCCGCCGCCCACCUCUACCACCCCAUCUCCGACAUCGUCGGUCACGACUAAAACACUGGCCCUGCCCGGACCGAAUCCUCAACAUCAAAUCCCGGCGUACGCGAUGACUCCCCCGGCCGCAGCCGCAGCCGCCGCGGCCGCGGCCGCGCUCCAUGCUCAACCGCCGACACACACGCCGUUCCUCUUGUUCAAUGUCCCAUCCAGAAUCCCGAUUCUGAGGGCUCCGACGCCUCACAGUCUCUUGACGCCCAUCGUCCAAGCGGCGCCCAUCAAUCACGCCGCUAUCAUGGGUCUGAAACGCACCUGGGAGUCCGCGUUCCCACCGGAAUCACCUGGCACUGUCGCGAAACGAGCCACCUGGCACACACCAGCGACCGCGUUCGCCCAAACGCCAGCCGCCGCGCCGGGCUUGCCUUAUCCUGCUCAAUUUUAUCCGCAGCUUUGAUCGAUCCGCGCACACCAAACCGCACCCGAAAUCUUAGCCGUCGAACGCGUGCUCAUUUAUACACUAACGUGUUAUACAUAGUUUUCUACGCCGCCUAGAUCGGCUCUCUUCUCCGAGCGAACCAGUUUACCUAGCAUUUCUUUUUAAGAAAUAAAAGAUAGACGUUCGUCCAACGUCUCCCGUUCCGUGUAGCCAGGCUAUUCGACACGGCCAGAGGAUUGAUCGGGUCGUUAACGUGAUUCCAUUUUUCCACGAUCGUGCGCGCUACAUUAUUCUAUUCAUGGUAGUUAUAUAUCUAAAGACAUUCCGCACGAUGCUGUCGUUUUGAGAGGUCUUCGAACCCUCAUCUACCGCGACUGGAACGUGCACGGUGCCCCCUCGGUCGACUUUAUCGCCGGCAAACAUCUCUGUCGGUCUCGCCGAGUCUCUUUUUCUAGAUCAUCAUUCGUUUCUCCAGGAUUCGGAACAUUCGAAUUCGCUGUAAUUAUACAUAGGAACUUGUCUGUUCGGGCGAUAGAGUCGCGCGCGCCGAUCGCUCUUUUCUCAUACUCGUUUUUCCAUUUUGAUACUUAUCGACGAGCAACAGUACUUAGAGUGUGUUACGUGUUAUAUUCUUCUAUAUAUAUAUAUAGAUAUAUAUAUUUUUUUCCUUUUUGGUUUCCAAAGGUUCUCCCGACGAUCGGUAAAUUCGUCGCGUUCUAUUCGUUGCCUCGUCUUUUAUCGUCGCGAGGCGCAACAAAAGUGCCUUGAAACUCUCGAACGAGGUCUCUUCCUCUUUUAGAUUUCUUUUCUCGGAGGUCGCCGCGCGAUUUAUAUGCAUAUGUAAAUAUAUACAUAUAAAUUUAUAUAUAAAUAUACAAAGUAUCUGAGCGAAGAUGCAGAAACAUAUACAUAUAUACAUGCGUAUAUCUAUGAAUAUAUACAGACACACAGAGUCCGUGUGUUCAUUUAUACAUGCAUGUAUAUACGUGUAUGCGAUAUAAGAACGAUUUAUAUAUUUUGCUAGAAAUAUUUUUAUUAGCAAGUAAGCAAUGGACACAUUCCAUCCAAUGUUAACGAGUUUUUAAGCUCCGAUAUCCGACGCGGAGGGUAGCUUCUCCGUUAUCACGCGGCAUCUACUUUACACGCAUAUCCUUAACAUACAAACGGAGAUACAAAUUCCACGAUCCAUCUCAUAGAUCUAUAUUCUAUCCAGAGAUCGUUGAAAGGCUCGACCAGGAGCCAGGGAAACUUCUGAUCGUAGGAUAAACGUAGUCCGCGCGCCAUUUGGACAGCCGCGAAGGAUUUGACGAAUGCGUUAUUCAGGGCUCGAAGUUCGUCGUUCACUUUGAAGAAACCGUAUCGUUUCGACAGACGCGCGUCGCCGUGAUUCGCGGUCGAGUAUCGAGAAGUACUUAUUAAGUAAUCGUACGUUCCCAGUUCGGUGUCGGGCGGGAUCCUUUCAUCCCCGCGGUUUGAAUUCGUGAUAAUCGGUGGGCAAUCGGAUAAGAGCCGAAUAUCGGUGUCGAGAGCGUGCGGGCGAAAUAGCUCGUCGAUCCGAUCGAACACUGCCAUGCCCGGGAAGAUCUUCCAGUUGCGUUCUCACCUUUCCCUAGGCUGUGUGUAGGCCCGUGAUCGGCGCUCUGCGAGACCUCCCACGAUUUCAGGGAACCCAUGACGAUAGAGUUUGAAAAUCGGUUUCGAUCCCGGCGCGAUCGCGUGGCCAGCGAAGUGCUAUCGGUGAUCACAAUUUCUUCUUGCCACGCGUAUCCCCGUGCUCCUUUUCUUCCCCCCCCCCCUCCUUCUCUUUAUUUCGUUCGCAUACAACUCGGCAACGACGAGAGAAACGGGCGCGAUCGACAGUGAACGCUCAAACGCUCGUCGUUGCCUCGACGGUCCAAAGUCCACGGGUACAGAGAUGACUGUUUCGCAUGUCGUGGUUUUGUUGAGGGACGCGCGUACAACGAGUACCUGUAACCAUCUUUCUCCGUCAGCCGUCGUCCGAUUACGCGAUGGUGUCGUUUUCGUCCUCUGUUUCGCUCGACCGUCGCUGGAGCUGCGCGCGCAAGUAUUCGGUCGCGGCGCGUCGCCGUCCUCUGCGAAACACGAGUUCAUCGUUCAGAUGGAAGAUGGAGUUGGACACGUUCGCUCGUUCCGAUCUCUCGAUCGUCUCCUCGCCUCCCAGACUGUCCGAGACACUUUCUCUCCCGUUCCAGACUCUCUCCUCUUCCACGAGCUCUCCCGAUCCCCUUCGAUCCCGCAAACGUACACACCCACACACACAGUUCUACUCUCGGUUUGACAGGAUGCGGGAUUAGCGUAUCGCAUAUACACAGAGUCGAGCAGUAGUAUACUUUGGUACACGCGCCGCCAGCCAGAAGCGUUCGGUCGCUUCGGAAAACAGUUCCGGUCGAGUUACGAAGACGACACACGCGACUUUCGUAGAAGUGCAAUAAAUUCGAGUUCCUCGACGGAGCGAACCGUUCUACGGCCGCCGAACGCUUCUAGCCUGGUAGCUAAAGUCCUGUUUCGUCGUUACGAAGCGCCGGAGGCGGCCGCGACUUCCGGUCCACGCGUGCUCUAUGAAACCGGAAGUCGCGGUCACGAUCCUGCAGACGCGACUCCGAGAAUCGGGUAAUGCCUGCCGAUACUAUUCACCGUCGGGAUUACGCUUCCUGAGUCGGCUUCAUCUAGCAUUAAUAGACAUCUUAGAAACUAGAUCCGCGGUGGCGACGCCAGGCGGGGGAUCCGCUAAUUAGCGUGGACCACCAUGACGGUGAUCAUUAGACUGCGGAUCUUUGUGCCGGAGAAGAACGGGGAUGUCGAACAGAAAUUUCUUUCGAUGAUUUUAAGACGUUCGAGACUUUUACGCGACGAGAAUUAUCCGCUUCCCUGUUCGUUGCUUCGAAUUGUGCUUACUCGUUUCUGCGAAGCGUGCAUAAAAUCCGCAGUCUAGCGAACCGAAGCAUUCCAAUCGGCCGAAACUUUGGAUCCCUCGUUUCGCAUCCCUCCGUUGCACAGCGCUCUGGAAUAUGGUGAUUUUUGGCCAACGAGAGAACAUUAUUAAACAUUAUUCAAAUUGACAUUGAAAUUAACAUAGAAUUUUAGGUUAUGUCAAGGUCAAGGUUAUGUCAAUACAAUUUUAGGUUAUCGUACGAUUUCUUCUCUAACGCGCUAUAAAAUUUAAGAGAAACUGACUUUUGGUCGGAAACUGCGCCGUUGCAGAGCGCUGCGCGUUGGGGCGUACCUUGGUGAGUCUUCGGACGCGAGUCGAAUGUAUCGCGACUGGAUCGCGGGCGUCGCGAUCCGAUUUGUCGGAUGUUCGGCGGAUCGUCGACGCCUUCCGUCCGUCGCGUCGAGAUCUUUUCUCUGAAACACGGCGGAGCUCCGUUCAUCGACGAAGAGAGGACGGGCGUCUCGGUGUACGGAUGGACGGAGCUCCGCUGGCACUUUCGUCACAGAUCACUGGCGGGACCGUAACGGUAAGAUGCGCCUACUCGAUGAAACGAGACACAUCGAACGGGCGGGAUUAUGCGCCGGUGCUCGAACAUAUCCGAGCCGCGUGCAUUCGCGGACGUGUUUAACGCGUUAAGCGUCGCGUUCGAAUGUCAUCCAUUGUGUGAUAAAUGUGUUCGAUUUAAUCAAUUAAAUUGCUUCGACUUCGAGAGGGAAUUUUAGCCGAUUCUCGUGGCGCUGAACGUGUUAAAAAACGAGAAGAAA